AUGGUCGUCGGAACAGUACUGGUGACCGGUGGUACCGGCUACAUUGGCUCCUUCACGGCGCUCACGCUGCUCCAGAACGACUACGAUGUCGUGAUUGUCGACAACCUCUACAACUCGUCCGAGGUGGCGCUGGACCGCAUCGAGCUCAUCUGUGGUCGCCGCCCCGUCUUCCACAAGGUCGACGUGACCGACGAGUCCGCUCUGGACGCUGUCUUUGCGGCGCAUCCGGCCAUCGACAGCGUGAUCCACUUUGCCGCGCUCAAGGCCGUCGGCGAGUCGGGCGAGAUUCCCCUCGAAUACUACCGUGUCAACGUGGCCGGCAGCAUCACGCUGAUGCGCAUCAUGGCCAAGCACAACGUGCCCAACAUUGUCUUCUCGUCUUCCGCCACCGUCUACGGCGACGCCACCCGCUUCCCCAACAUGAUUCCCAUCCCCGAGACCUGUCCGACCGGUCCGACGAACACGUAUGGCCGCACCAAGCUGAUGAUUGAGAGCGUCAUCACCGACUUCAUCAACGCCCAGCGCAACAACCUGAAGAAGGCCGGCAAGCCGUUUGACGCCUGGAACGGUGCCCUGUUGCGCUAUUUCAACCCUGGCGGCGCCCACCCCUCCGGCCUCAUGGGCGAGGAUCCUCAGGGCGUGCCCUACAAUCUGCUACCGCUGCUCGGUAAGGUCGCCACGGGCGACCGCGAGAAGCUGCUCGUCUUUGGUGACGACUACGCAUCGCGUGACGGAACGGCCAUCCGCGACUACAUUCACGUGCUCGAUCUCGCCCGCGGCCAUCUGUCCGCGCUCAAGUACCUGCGCGAAAAGAAGCCUGGUCUGCGGGCCUGGAACCUCGGUUCUGGCCGCGGCAGCACCGUCUUCGAGAUCAUCAAGGCCUUCAACAGCGCCGUCGGCCGCGAAAUGCCCUACACUGUGGUGGCCCGCCGCCAGGGCGACGUGUUGGACCUGACUGCCGACGCCUCACUGGCCAACAGGGAGCUCGACUGGAAGACCGAGCUCACGAUGGAGGACGCCUGCAACGACCUGUGGCGGUGGGUCAAGAACAACCCCAAGGGCUACCGCCAGGACCCGCCCGCCGAGCUGCUGCAGGCGUUGAAGAAGAGCAACUAG
This is a messenger RNA of Grosmannia clavigera kw1407, 1116 nucleotides long. Its product is annotated as udp-glucose 4-epimerase. Gene Ontology annotation, molecular function: UDP-glucose 4-epimerase activity. Gene Ontology annotation, cellular component: cytosol. Lineage: Eukaryota; Fungi; Ascomycota; Sordariomycetes; Ophiostomatales; Ophiostomataceae. Bases 1 to 1116 code for a protein of 371 amino acids. The record is from RefSeq and is a predicted model, not a curated record. The transcript has 3 exons. Gene Ontology annotation, biological process: beta-D-galactose catabolic process via UDP-galactose, Leloir pathway.